Messenger RNA from Hermetia illucens (black soldier fly), 534 nucleotides. RefSeq names its product general odorant-binding protein 99a-like. The coding region runs from base 112 to 519 and encodes 135 amino acids. The transcript is spliced from 3 exons. Lineage: Eukaryota; Metazoa; Arthropoda; Insecta; Diptera; Stratiomyidae. Gene Ontology annotation, biological process: sensory perception of smell. Gene Ontology annotation, molecular function: odorant binding. The record is from RefSeq and is a predicted model, not a curated record.
CUACAUAUAAUAACCCGACAAAGAGCUUUUGUUGCAAAUAUUCUGGAGCAUCUGUAGCUGUUUCUGCCUCUAAUCUGGUCGGAUCCAGCCUCCAUAAGAUUUCUGGAGAAGAUGAAGUGCUCACUUAUUUGUUUCCUGCUUGUGUUUGCCAUUGCGUCAGGCUCUGACUGGGAACCAAAAGGCAACGAAGAGCUCGUCAGCAUCCGAGAUGAAUGCUUCAAAUUGGAAAAUGUCUCUGAGGAAAGUGCAGCCAAGAUCCUGAAAAAUGAGUACCCAGACGAGCCCUCAGUUCAUUGCUACGUAAGAUGCACUUCAGCGAAAGUUGGUACGUGGGAUGACGAGGCAGGCCCAGACAUUGACAGAACACUAAGGCAGAUCCAGAAAUCGGGUAAUACCAUCACUCGGGAAGAGCUGGUUAGGUGCAAACCUGAAAAACAGGAAAACAAGUGUUUGUGGGCAUAUAAGGGAUUGAUGUGUAUCUUAAAAAGUGAAGGGAUUAAAGAUGAUUUAAUUAAGUAAUCUAGGCUAAUUUUU